UGCUCAUCGAAUUUGAUUGUAUUUUAAUCUUUUAAAUAAUCUACGAUCAUGGCAACUAUAGAACAAAUAGAAAAUUUUAGAUUUAUUAGAGGUAGAAAUAUAAUGUCAGUCUGUGUAUGUGGAAAACGUCAAGCGUGGACAGACUAUUAUGGAGGUCCUGCCUGCAAAAAUUGCAUAGAGUUUUUUAUAAGCAGUAUUAGAGAGAGACAAGAAUACGUUUGUGAUAAUAUGAAUGGUUUAUGUAAUACGGACGUGAAUCCAGAUGGAUUUGGAUGUAAAUAUUGUCAUUUAAAAAUGUUGUAUAAUAAGGCUGAAUUAAUACCUAAAAUGUAUGGAAGGUACGAAAAUCGAUGGUAUACGAAAGAUGUGAUUCCUCAUUUACGUAGAACAGUGCUAAGAGCGAGAGAUGUUACGUUCAGUGAUAUUAAUUAUGAAGCGAACAUAAUGCGUGAUUUCGCAUCAUAUUAUUCAAGAGGGUUGCAUCUAACAAGAAAUGAAGAAUUUGAAGCAAUAUUCUGCAGAGUUACAGUGAUGCAAAUAAUGGUUGAAUCCUUACAUUGUCACGACGUCUUGAAGAGUAAUUGUAGGUUCAUUGAUCCCUAUAAAAUGAAAACUUUACUCUUUCAAAAUCAUCUAAUUGAAGUACUAGAAAUAACUCGUAGAUUUUUAGAAAUUGUUGAAGUUGACAUUGAAGUUGACUAUCCAAGUCUGGAACAAAUCGAUAAUUAUAUUUUUAUGGGCAUUCGUCCGUAAAUGUAUGCAUGAAGAUUGCGGAAUAUUUGGCGAAAUUUUUAACUAUUUUCAUAAAAUAUUUUUUAUAUAAACGAAAAAAUCUGCGAAAUUUGCAAUUUUUAUGACAUGAAAAGUAUACUUUAUUCGUUUAAAUAUUAUAAAAUAAAUCUCAAACUUUAAUGACUUUUAUAUGUGAAAUGUGACUUUAAUACAUAUGUCAAUAUAUUAUAGUUACAAUAUGUUUGCGGAUUUAUGAGACUAUGUAUGUAUGAUUUAAUGUUUUAAAUAUAUAGUAAUAAAACUAAUAUCUGAGUUAAAUCAAUGAAAAAAGUUAUCGGAAAUUUAAUCUGAAUUAUUGAUUUGUAAUAUACUAGAAAUUUAAUAUUUGUCUCAUUCCAUUUUUAUGGGUACUUAGUGUUUUUUUUUCACGCACAUCGGAAGAUUGGGCUGCCGGAUGAUAAGGAUCGUGUCCCAACACAAUCGCGACAGAAUGUCUAUGAAAAAUUACUGAAGAGUUGCUAACACACAUUC
Molecule: messenger RNA, 1263 nt
Organism: Centruroides sculpturatus (bark scorpion)
Lineage: Eukaryota; Metazoa; Arthropoda; Arachnida; Scorpiones; Buthidae
Exons: 6
Coding region: 49-753 (234 amino acids)
Biological process (GO): regulation of DNA-templated transcription
Molecular function (GO): sequence-specific DNA binding; zinc ion binding; DNA-binding transcription factor activity
Source: RefSeq, a predicted model, not a curated record